AUGUCGUCUUCUGCCCAAAUCUUGCCUGCUGGCGCUGGCUAUGGAGUUGUUAUUGGAGCCGGUUUCUUCUUUGCGUUUGUGAUGAUGGGAAUCUCCCAUCUCCAGAACAAAUACACCCGGUUCAAUACCAAGACCAGCGAGGAGUUUAACACUGCUUCUCGAAGCAUUAAGCCAGGUUUGAUAGCCAGUGGCAUUGUGUCGGCGUGGACAUGGGCUGCAACUUUGUUACAAAGCGCUACUGUGGCAUAUCAGUAUGGUGUUGCUGGACCUUUUUGGUAUGCUGCUGGAGCCACGGUUCAGAUCUUCAUGUUCGCCAUUCUUGCUUGUAAAGUCAAGAUGAAUGCACCUCGCGCUCACACAUACCUCGAGAUUAUCCAGACUCGCUAUGGACGGGCCACUCACCUCGUUUUUCUGUUCUUCGCCCUUGUCACCAACAUCUUGGUCGGCUCACAACUGCUCCUGGGUGGCUCGGCCGUUGUGACCAGUCUGACUGGCAUGAACGUCUAUGCGGCUAUUUUCCUGAUUCCCGUCGGAGUAUGCGCCUACGUCGUCCUUGGUGGUCUGAGAGCAACCUUCCUCUGCGACUACAGUCACACAUUGAUCUUGAUGAUCAUUAUCCUCUACUUCAUGUUCAACGCAUACGCCACCAACGACCUCAUCGGUUCACCAGGAGAGAUGUUCGAACUACUCAAGAAGGCAGCCGUGCAGAGACCAGUCGAAGGCAACAUUCAUGGUUCUUACAUGACACUCAAGUCCAACUAUGCCUUAAUCUUUGGUGUGAUCCAACUUUGCUCUGGUUGUGGUACUGUCUUUCUCGACCAGGCCUACUGGCAGCGUGCCAUUGCUUCCCGACCCACAACUGCUGUAAAAGCAUACAUUCUGGGAGGCAUUGCCUGGUUCGCUAUUCCUUUCGGUUUCGCUACUACUUUGGGUCUUUGCGCCGUGGCACUUACCGACAACCCUCGUUUCCCAACCUACCCUAAUUUACCUACCAGCAGCGAUAUUUCCGCCGGUCUUGCAGCAGCAUAUUCAGCUCAAGCAUUGCUAGGUAAAGGUGGCGCUGUGGCUCUUCUCAUCGUCCUUUUCAUGGCAGUCACAUCAUGUGCCUCGGCCGAGCUGAUCGCUGUUUCCUCGCUGUUGACUUUCGACGUCUACCAACGUUACAUCCGCCCAACUGCCUCUCCUUCGUCCUUGAUUUUCGUCUCUCACAUCAUGAUCUGCGUGUUCGGCCUGACCAUGGCUGUCUUCGCUUGUAUCUGGAAUGCUGCUGGUGUUGAUCUCGGCUGGCUGUUCUUGGUCAUGGGACUUUUGAUCGGUGGUGCAGUCUUCCCUGCUGCCUUCGCCAUUACCUGGAGAGGGCAAACUGCCGCUGGCGCAAUCACUGGUGCUGUUGGUGGCCUGGUUGUCGGUAUUGCUGCCUGGCUUGCCGUUGCCAAAGUAUACUUUGGCGAGAUUACCAUUUCUUCUACUGGAACCGAGUAUGCCACAUUGGCAGGUAAUCUUGGAGCUGUGGCAUCUGGUCUCAUCCUCACUGUUGCGGUUUCUCUUAUCAAGCCACAGAACUUCGACUGGGCCAUUACUCGCAGUAUCAAUGCUGAGGCUGUAAUGGUAGUCGAGUCACAACCUGAGCAAAGGCAAGAAGGAAAACACGAUGCCGAGACCGCAGUAAUAGAGCCCAGUGAUGAUGAAAAGGCACCAGCACCCGAGAAAGAUACCUCUUCCACACCCUCACUUUCCGAGCCAGUACCUCAAUCUCACCCAAGCACCGCCAUCGCCGAACACGAAGACGCCGAACGCGCUGCCGACCGCCUCAUCGAAGAAUCUCCCAACUCCCUUCGCGGCGCUUUCAAACUCGCUUGUAUCGCUUCCUUUGUCCUGACCUUCAUCAUGGACUUUUUGAUUCCCAUGCCCAUGUUCUUCAGCCACUAUGUCUUUUCCAAAGGCUUCUUUACUGGUUGGGUUAUCAUUAGCUUUAUCUGGGUGUUUGUCAGUACGGCUAUCUCCGUUGUGUUGCCUGUUGUUGAGACGGCUGGGUUCUUGAAGCAGUUUGCCAGGGAUGUGUUUGGCGGGAAGAAGGGCAAGGCUUGA
Molecule: messenger RNA, 2088 nt
Organism: Aureobasidium melanogenum CBS 110374
Lineage: Eukaryota; Fungi; Ascomycota; Dothideomycetes; Dothideales; Saccotheciaceae
Product: solute symporter family transporter
Exons: 6
Coding region: 1-2088 (695 amino acids)
Biological process (GO): urea transmembrane transport
Cellular component (GO): plasma membrane
Molecular function (GO): urea transmembrane transporter activity
Source: RefSeq, a predicted model, not a curated record